Daucus carota subsp. sativus is the source of this 4672-nucleotide messenger RNA. RefSeq names its product paired amphipathic helix protein Sin3-like 3. Bases 239 to 4360 code for a protein of 1373 amino acids. Gene Ontology annotation, cellular component: histone deacetylase complex; chromatin. The record is from RefSeq and is a predicted model, not a curated record. Gene Ontology annotation, molecular function: transcription corepressor activity. The transcript is spliced from 24 exons. Lineage: Eukaryota; Viridiplantae; Streptophyta; Magnoliopsida; Apiales; Apiaceae. Gene Ontology annotation, biological process: negative regulation of transcription by RNA polymerase II.
AUUCUACUGCUAUUGAGAUAGAUACACAUUCAUAUAUUGUCUUGCGUACCGAGAAAGAGAGCGAGAGAGAGAGGCAGAGAGAGGCCAAUUUUGCAGAAUUUAUAUACAUACGAUAUUUGUAUGCACACAGAGAGCUUCUAACAAGAUUUAUCAUCUAAAAGUGAUUUGUUUGCAGAUGAUGGAUGAUAUUGGAGUGGAUAGAGCAUGAUUUGUUGUAGAGUUGAAUUUAAUUAGAGAGAUGAAGAGGUCUGUAGAUGAUGCUUAUAUGAAUUCGCAGCUUAAACGUCCCACGGUUUCUUCCCGCCCUGAACCCUCUGGGCAAGCUCAGAUGAAUGGUGGAGGCAGCACGCAAAAACUAACAACAAAUGAUGCCCUAACAUACCUGAAGGCUGUGAAGGACAUUUUUCAUGAUAAAAGAGAACAAUAUGAUGAGUUUCUUGAAGUUAUGAAAGAUUUUAAGGCUCAAAGAAUUGAUACAACAGGUGUCAUAGAAAGGGUAAAGGAAUUAUUUAAAGGACACCAUGCACUGAUUUUAGGAUUUAAUACCUUUCUGCCCAAGGGAUACGAGAUUACUAUUCGGGAUGGUGAACCUUACGGUCCAGACCCGGCGAAGAAGUCAGUUGCAUUCGAGGAGGCCAUUAAAUUUGUAAACAAAAUUAAGACAAGGUUUCAAGGUGAUGAUCAGGUUUACAAGUCUUUCCUCGACAUCUUGAAUAUGUAUAGAAGGGAAAGCAAAAGCAUCAAAGAUGUCUAUCGCGAGGUUUCUGACCUUUUCCGUGAUCACCCAGACCUUUUAGUCGAGUUUGCUCACUUCUUACCCGAUUCCACAGGGACAGCGUCAAUUCAUUAUGCUCACACCACAAGGAACCCCAUCCUGUAUCGUGAUGAUAGGAGCUUACCCAUGACAACAAUGAGGCCUAUACAUCAGAAAGGCAUAUCUUCACAUGCUGACUGUGACAUCAGCACUGACCGAGCUGAUCCAGAUGAAAAAGAGCUGGCGAGAGUUGACAAAGAGCAGAGAAGGCGUGGUGACAAAGAGCGAGACAAGGAUCGAGAUGAUAAAGAUAUAGACCAGGACAUUAAAUGUUCUCCGCAAAAACGCAAGAAUGCCCAUAGAGUUGAUGACAUUGUCACUGACCCAUAUAAUAAAGGUAUGCUUGAAGAAGGAUGUUCCUUUUUUGAGAAGGUGAAGGAGAGGCUACGUAAUUCAGAGCAGUAUCUGGAAAUUUACAGGUGUCUCGAUGUUUUCAACAGAGGCAUAAUCACACGGUCGGAAUUGGAUUCUCUGGUUGGUAAUAUUAUCGGAAGGUAUUCAGACCUUAUGGAAGGCUUCAAUGAAAUCAUAAACCGCGCUGAUAAGAUUGGGGGUUUUCUUGCUGGUAUUCUGAGCAAAAGAUUUUUGUGGAGUGAUGGGCAUUUACCUAGAUCGGGAAAGAUGGAUGAUAGAGAUAGAGACGACGAUAAUAUGGACCGUGAAAGCAAAGAGAGGGAUGGACUUGAUAAAGGAGUAGGCUCCGGAAACAAGGAUGUGUCGGGAAACAGAAUUUCUCUAUAUUCGAGCAAGGAUAAGUUUUUGGCUAAACCAAUUCAAGAACUUGACCUUUCUAACUGUGAGAGCUGCACACCUAGUUACCGUCUUUUGCCUAACAAUUAUCCGAUUCCUUCAGUAAGCCAGAGAACAAAUAUUGGUGUUGAAGUAUUGAAUGAUCACUGGGUUUCAGUCACUUCAGGAAGUGAGGAUUACUCUUUUAAACACAUGCGCAAAAACCAGUAUGAGGAAAGCUUGUUUCGAUGUGAAGAUGAUAGAUUUGAACUGGACAUGUUACUGGAAUCUGUUAACGUGACAACAAAACGCGUUGAAGAACUAUUAGACAGGAUCAAUGAUAAUUCCAUCAAAACGGACAGCUUGAUUCAUAUCGAAGACCAUUUUACAGCUUUAAAUCUAAGGUGCAUUGAACGUCUGUAUGGUGAUCACGGGCUUGACGUGAUGGAUGUAUUAAGGAAAAAUGCACCUCUUGCCCUGCCAGUAAUAUUAACACGCUUGAAGCAGAAACAAGAAGAGUGGGCGAGAUGUCGUUCUGAUUUCAAUAAAGUUUGGGCUGAAAUCUAUUCUAAGAACUACCAUAAAUCACUUGAUCACAGGAGUUUUUAUUUUAAGCAGCAAGAUUCAAAGAGCCUGAGCACAAAAGCAUUGCUGACUGAGAUCAAAGAAAUCAACGAAACUCAACAUAGAGAGGAUGAUGUAUUGUUAUCUCUUGGUGCUGGAAACAGAAGGCCUGUUGUACCAAAUUUGGAUUUUAAAUAUCCUGAUUCGGACAUUCAUGAAGAUCUUUAUCAGCUCAUUAAAUAUUCCUGUGGAGAAAUAUGUUCAACUGAACAGUUGGAUAAAGUUAUGAAGGUGUGGACGACAUUCCUCGAACCAGUGCUUGGUGUUCCAUCUCAUCCGCAUUGUGCAGAAGACACUGAAGAUUUUGUUAAGGGUAAUAGUGUUGUCCCUGGUUGUGGAGAUAGUGAUGGUAGUCCUCUUGGUUCAGCCGUUGUAAGUAAUUGCAAACACUCGAAACCAUCUCGAAAUGGAGAUGAUAAUACUCCCCCUGAGUAUUCGAGUACCUCUAGAGCAUGGUUAGUAAACUCCGGUAAUGGGGUUAAGGAAAAUGGUUAUCACGAUCCAGAUCAUAUUGCACAUAAGAACAACUUAUGCCAAGAUGGAAAUGCGCAAAUUAUUGCUACUGCAGCAGAUAUUACAUCAAGGAUCAGCAAGAAUGAACAGCUAGCAUGUUCAAGUGUCUCAAUUUCAGCUGGAGUAGAGGAAAGUCAUGGAAGGCUUGAAGGGGGGCAUACAUCAGGUCUCUGUGCAACUCCUUUGAAACCUGGUAAAGCUGUGGCUGAUGGACUUUCUGAAAAGUUACCUUCGUCAGAGGGUGGUGAUGGUACAAAACCAGUUUCAUCUUCUAAUGGAGCAGUGCCAGAAAGCAUCAGAAAUCGGAAAUAUAAUGAAGAAAACGCUGGGCACAAUAAAAUUGAAAGAGAGGAGGGUGAAUUAUCCCCAAAUGGAGAUUUUGAAGAAGAUAACUUCCAGGUGUAUGGAGAUUCUGCUGCAGAGGCUACUCGAAAACUCAAAACCGGUACCACAAAUGUGCAAAAAUAUCAAACCAGCCAGAAAAAAGAAGUUUGUGGUGGAGAGAGACUUAAAACUGAUGUUGAUGCCUAUAAUGAAGGUGAGGAAAGUGCUCACAGAUCAUCAGACACAGAGAAUGCCUCCGAAAAUGGUGAAGCUUCAAGAAGUGAGUCUGCUGAUGGAGAUGAUUGCUCCCAUGAACGUGAAGUAGGAGAACAGGAAGAGAAGGCUGAGAGUGAGGGCGAGGCUGAAGGAACUGCAGACGCCCAUGAUAAUGAAGGAGAUGGAACACAUGCACCGUUUUCUGGAAGUUUUUUACAAUCAGUAAAGCCUCUCAUUAUGCACGUGCCUUCAACGACAAAGGAGAAGAAAAAGAUAUCUCAAAUUUUUUAUGGAAAUGAUUCUUUCUAUGUGCUUUUCCGUCUUCAUCAAACACUAUAUGAAAGAAUAAAGUCCGCAAAGUCAUCUGCUGAAAAGAAUUGGAAGGGUUCAAAUGAUAAAACCCCAAAUGAUUUGUAUGCUAGGUUUAUAAAUUCAUUCUACAGUCUGCUGGAUGGAUCCUCUGAUAAUACAAAAUUUGAGGAUGAGUGCCGAGCUAUGAUGGGAGCCCAGUCAUAUGUUCUCUUCACAUUAGACAAACUAAUAUAUAAAAUUGUCAAACAGUUGCAAGCAGUUGCAACAGAUGAAAUGGACAACAAACUGCUCCAGCUAUAUGCAUAUGAAAAAUCAAGAAAAGGUGGGAGAUUUGUUGAUACAAUAUAUCAUGACAAUGCCCGUGUCCUACUUCAUGAUGAGAACAUAUAUCGUAUUGAAUGUUCACCGGCACCACUGCAUGUGUCUAUACAACUUAUGGAUUAUGGGUAUGAGAAGCCUGAAGUAACUGCUGUUUCCAUGGACCCAAACUUUGCAUCUUAUAUGAACAAUGAUUUCCUUUCCCUUGUCCGAGACACAAAGAAGCCAGGGAUUGCCUUGACGAGAAAUAAGCGCAAAUUUGCAUGCGAAGAUGAGAUAUCCGUAACUAGCCAGGCCAUGGAGGGGCUUCAAAUCUUUAAUGGUCUCGAAUGCAAGAUAUCCUGCAAUUCAUACAAGGUCUCUUAUGUUUUAGAUACUGAAGAUUUCUUGUGCCGGAUAAAAAGGAGAAGAACUAAUCACUUGAGUGGAUCAAACUGCGACUCGGCAAAUCCUUCAAAUGCUAGUUCAGACCGAGCAGAAAAGUUUAAUAGAUUGUUAUGUGCCUUGUAGGAUAAUGCAAUUAUAUGACCUCUAAAGUAGUAUGGUUGCUUCAAAAAGAUAAAAGGAAACAAGGGAAACACCUCUCAGAUCCAACUUCUGAAUCUAGUGGAAGUUCACAUGCCAGCACACUGAUGAUAUUUGUAGUCUUGGUAGUUUCUAGGUGAUGUAUUCUUUAGCAAUGUCUUAAAAUGUCAAAUAACUACUCCAAAAAGCUGCAUCUCUUUUGUUCUCAAGAACUCUGUUGCACACUUUAUACAAUAUAUCUUCGAGAGAUUAAGUAGGAGCUUUUGUGGAAUAUAAUGGUAUUAGUUUGUUUUGCCA